This is a messenger RNA of Meloidogyne enterolobii, 491 nucleotides long. Lineage: Eukaryota; Metazoa; Nematoda; Chromadorea; Rhabditida; Meloidogynidae. The record is from the annotation of a GenBank genome assembly.
UUAUGUCAUUCGAUCUUGAUGCAGCAGAAAGGGCAGCAUAUGCACCAUUCUUUGGAUAUAUUGGAGCGGCAUCUGCCCAAAUCUUUACCGUUUUUGGUGCGGCUUAUGGAACUGCGAAGUCUGCAGUUGGCAUUUGUUCGAUGGGUGUAAUGCGACCCGAGCUUAUAAUGAAAUCUGUAAUUCCUGUAAUUAUGGCAGGUAUUAUUGGUAUUUAUGGUCUUGUCGUUGCAAUGGUCCUGAAAGGAAAAGUUGGACCAGCUAGUGCAGGAUAUACACUUGAGAAGGGAUUCUCACAUUUAGCUGCUGGACUUACUUGCGGACUUUGUGGACUCGGUGCUGGUUAUGCCAUCGGAAUUGUUGGCGAUGCUGGUGUCCGUGGAACUGCACAACAGCCUCGUCUUUUCGUCGGAAUGAUUCUUAUCUUGAUUUUCUCUGAGGUGCUUGGACUUUAUGGCAUGAUUGUAGCCUUGAUUUUGGGUACAGGAUCUUAG